UAGCUGCCCAUGUGAGGGCCAGAGAAAGGCAGAGAUUAGACCCCUGGGGGGUUGAGGACAGUGGCAGGAGGGGCAUGUGGCACCCAGUGAUCCUGGCCAGACUAGCAUCCAGGAAGGUAUAAAAGUCCUUCAGGACCAGGUGGCCUCAAACCAUAGCUGACAGCCGGCCCACACACUUUCCUUUUGUCCUCUUUAGAAGUGACCAUGGGGCUCAGUGAUGGGGAAUGGCAGCUGGUGCUGAAUGUCUGGGGGAAGGUGGAGGCCGACCUUGCUGGCCAUGGACAGGAAGUCCUCAUCAGUCUGUUUAAGACUCACCCUGAGACCCUGGAGAAGUUUGACAAGUUCAAGAACCUGAAGACAGAGGAUGAGAUGAAGGGCUCAGAGGACCUGAAGAAGCAUGGUUGCACCGUGCUCACAGCCCUGGGUACCAUCCUGAAGAAGAAGGGACAACAUGCUUCCGAGAUCCAGCCUCUGGCCCAGUCACAUGCCACCAAGCACAAGAUUCCAGUCAAGUACCUGGAGUUUAUCUCAGAAAUCAUCAUCCAAGUCCUGAAGAACAGACAUUCCGGGGACUUCGGAGCAGAUGCUCAGGGCGCUAUGAGCAAGGCCCUCGAACUCUUCCGGAAUGACAUUGCUGCCAAGUACAAGGAGCUGGGCUUCCAGGGCUGAGCCACAGGCUCCCACUGUCCGACCCACCAAGCUGGGACCCAGUGUUGUGUAGCAAGUAGAGUGUGCAGUGCCCUAGGUUAGCAGAGAACAGAGUGGGGAGCAUGGUGUGGCAUCCACCCACACCCCUGGGGACAGAGCUCUGGGCAGCGUUACUCUGGAACCCAGAGGUGCAAAGUGGCCUCAGCCUCCUCAGCUCUGCUGGGUCAUGCUCAGGUCUUCUGUCACCUAAGUCCCAACCCACUUUCUCCCGGUUUUGGGAAAAUCCCUUUUCCACUGUCACAUUUGACCCCAAAUCCAAGCCACUGACUAGCAGACCCUGACGUUUGAACGAGAUGGAGGGUUGCGUGGAGAGAGUGGAAGGCGGAGUGGGGGCAACGAGCGUCAGAAGUCUCCUGCCACUCAGCUUCCCACUCACCCACUUGUUUCAAUAAAAUAUCCUGCAGCUCCUC
Molecule: messenger RNA, 1118 nt
Organism: Grammomys surdaster
Lineage: Eukaryota; Metazoa; Chordata; Mammalia; Rodentia; Muridae
Gene: Mb
Product: myoglobin
Exons: 3
Coding region: 205-669 (154 amino acids)
Biological process (GO): oxygen transport
Cellular component (GO): extracellular exosome
Molecular function (GO): heme binding; oxygen binding
Source: RefSeq, a predicted model, not a curated record